Messenger RNA from Exophiala mesophila, 1295 nucleotides. RefSeq lists its product as uncharacterized. Gene Ontology annotation, biological process: superoxide metabolic process. Gene Ontology annotation, molecular function: superoxide dismutase activity; metal ion binding. The transcript is spliced from 3 exons. The coding region runs from base 138 to 842 and encodes 234 amino acids. Gene Ontology annotation, cellular component: mitochondrion. The record is from RefSeq and is a predicted model, not a curated record. Lineage: Eukaryota; Fungi; Ascomycota; Eurotiomycetes; Chaetothyriales; Herpotrichiellaceae.
UCUAGAGCUGCCCCCCAAGCACCAAAUUGAUACCUCAUAUCAACAGCCUAUAUCCUCGUCCUCCUUCAAUCUCCCUGUCAACUUCUUUAACCCAAGCAAGCAAUUUUGAAUCCUCUUUUUCCUCAUCGACGUCCGCAAUGGCCUCUCUCCUCAGAUCCGCCGCUCGUCCAUCCACCCUCCGAGCUACUGCCUUUGCUUCCAACCCCCUCCGGUCCGUCACAAGCGCGGAUAGAACCUUCGUCCGAACAAAGGUUACCCUUCCAGACUUGGCUUAUGAUUAUGGCGCCCUGGAACCUGCCAUCAGUGGCAAGAUUAUGGAGCUACACCAUAGCAAGCACCAUCAAACAUAUGUGAACUCAUACAACGAUGCUACCGAGCAGUUUGCGGCUGCUGAGGCUAGCAACGACGUCCAGACUAAGAUUACCCUCACCCCGGCCCUCGUCUUUCAUGGUGGUGGCCAUAUCAACCAUUCCUUGUUCUGGGAGAAUUUGGCACCAAAGAACCAGGGAGGUGGUGAACCUCCAUCGGGAGAGCUGGCCCAAAAAAUUGACUCGACCUGGGGAAGCCUGGAAGAAUUUAAGAAGGCGUUUAAUAAAUCUCUUGCAGGCAUUCAAGGCUCAGGCUGGGCCUGGUUGGUCCAGCACCGUCCGACUGGAGUUAUCUCGAUUCAGACUCGUCCAAACCAGGACCCUGUCGUGGGAGAAAAUAAGCCACUCUUGGGGGUUGAUGCGUGGGAACAUGCUUACUAUCUUCAAUACCAGAACCGAAAAGCCGAGUAUUUCAAUGCCAUCUGGGAUGUUAUCAACUGGAAGGCAGCCGAGAAGAGAUUGUCCGGAAAUUGAGAUGCAUGUAACAUCAGAAAUGUCCAUUUAAUCAUCAUAUCAGAGAGCCAGAGGUAGCUUCUAUACUGUAUCCUGGUUGACAUGUUCAGGUCUUGUUUACUGUGGACUCCCCUCGUUCAACUUUCAGACCUUGUGCCAACGAUGUAACCAAGUUCUCGUCCACUGCAUCUUCUGUAUAUGACAAGACUUGCGGAUACUUCUGCCAUUCCAACCAGUCCAGAAUCCUGGCCUCUCGAUUACUGUGCGAUUGCAAGAGGCCCAAACUGAGAUCAAGGUCGUCCAAGCCAUGCUUGUAGUAGAACACGGAUGCUGCACACCUGGAACAGAAAUAACGAUCCACCGACUCUGAUGUCUUAUAGUGAGUCACCUUGGAAGAGUCGGAUAGAUAACUCUGUAAGUCCGUAGCGGGAGUCAUGAUCAACCGUCGAGGCACCGUAAUCCAACUCAAGAUCU